AUGGAAAUAAUCGAUGCAAACACGGCUAUACUUAGCAAUUUUGAGGUUCUGGGACUUUUGAACAGUUCAAGAGUCAAAGGAGACCAAACCAGGAAUCAAAGUGGGUCCUUAGCCACCAUCACGUAUGAAGCCAUAAAAUAUCUUGAAGGCACGCCAGCUGCAGUACAGUCUGAGGGUUGCUUCAAGAAAUUUCUCGAGGAUGUGAAAAAGUUUGGACUGACUAAAAAAGAGAAAACCAUGAUCUUGAAUCUGAGGCCUAAAACUGACGUUGAAAUAUCACUGAUUGUCCAAUCUACAGAUCAGGAACGGUUGACUGAAGAACAAAUUGAGGAGCUCAUAGAACUCAUUCAAAAUACUUUGCCAGAAUAA
This is a messenger RNA of Daphnia pulex (common water flea), 369 nucleotides long. RefSeq names its product DNA-directed RNA polymerase III subunit RPC9-like (gene Polr3I). Gene Ontology annotation, biological process: transcription initiation at RNA polymerase III promoter. Lineage: Eukaryota; Metazoa; Arthropoda; Branchiopoda; Diplostraca; Daphniidae. The transcript is spliced from 5 exons. The record is from RefSeq and is a predicted model, not a curated record. The coding region runs from base 1 to 369 and encodes 122 amino acids. Gene Ontology annotation, molecular function: nucleotide binding. Gene Ontology annotation, cellular component: RNA polymerase III complex.